Molecule: messenger RNA, 2925 nt
Organism: Phalaenopsis equestris
Lineage: Eukaryota; Viridiplantae; Streptophyta; Magnoliopsida; Asparagales; Orchidaceae
Exons: 3
Coding region: 595-2730 (711 amino acids)
Biological process (GO): positive regulation of proteasomal ubiquitin-dependent protein catabolic process; protein polyubiquitination; ubiquitin-dependent protein catabolic process
Cellular component (GO): cytoplasm; ubiquitin ligase complex
Molecular function (GO): ubiquitin conjugating enzyme binding; zinc ion binding; nucleic acid binding
Source: RefSeq, a predicted model, not a curated record
UGCCGAAUGAGUAUUCAUCUGUAAAGGAGGUUUAUGCGCGAAGCACUCUUUUGGUUUUGUCGGUUUUCACUUUUGAUUCUUUGGGACUGAAACAGUUUGCCGUCUUCCUUUUUCUUCAUGGUGAUGAGGGGGCCCGGUGAUUUCACUUUGUUGUUUAUGAAGGUUGCUUCUUCGUGGAGGAUUCCGGCUUUUUUGUCGGAUUUCGUUUUGGCAAGAGACGCCGGAAGGCUCGGGUUCUGAUUGCAAAGAGGUUGAAACCGAAUGAAAUUGUUGGUUUUCUGUAGUUUUUGUUCAUUUUUGUUCUGUUAGGAGAGUUUUUCUGUGGGGUUUUUGACUGUUGUUUGAUUAUGGUGGAAGAUCUAGAUGAUAUUUGAGAUUUGAUAUGGAAAGCAUUUAUAAGAUUCGAUCCGAUGGCCUUCUGCUGAAGUUUCAUUAAGAAACCAUACAUUUAUCAGUGCAUGAUUGAAGUUUCUGCAGCCAUGGUUGUACCGACUUCUGUGACGAGGAAUUAAUUAAUUCCUUUUUAGAUUUUCAUCGUUGUCGUAUUUAGAGAAAAGGAUUAUUUGGGUGCUGUGAGGUCAAUCUUUUCUUGCAAUGGAGGAGUCUGCGCAUUCUAGCGAUCUGAAUCUGGGAAAUUAUGGUUUGGAUGAAGAAUUUAGGAGUUGUUGUGAGGAAGAUGAGGAUUGGCAGGAUGCAGAGGAAUCUUUACUAGAAGAACGAGUGGAAGGGAGGGAAGAGGUUCCGUUGUGGAUAUGUCAAGGACAAGAAGAAGGCGAUCAAUUCUCAUCAAGGUUAUCUGAUCAACUUCUCCAAGAAGAUGUUGAGGCAUCGUUAAUGGAGUUUGGAGAAAAGUUAGAGGAUUCAAUGAACUUUUCUGAUGGCGUCCACGAACUUGUUACGGAGUGUUCGCUUAGACUGCAUGAAGGAGAUGAUCAAGACUUUGGCCCUAAGUGCUUCAUUAGUCUGUCUAAAGUCCAUGAUGAAGAUGUCUCGGAGAGCACCUUAAGAUUGUGCGAAGGCCAUGAAGAGGUUGUUUCACUAUGCUCACUGGCACUGCCUGAAGACCAUGAGGAAGAUGUUUCCCAGUUUUCACUAAGAUUGUCUGAAGGUGAGGAAGAACGUAUUUUGGAUUGCGAACUAAGAUUCUCUCAAGGCCAUGAUGAUGGUGCUAUGGAUUCCUCACCAAGAUUCUGUGAAGCCAAUGGAAGUGAUGUCUCAGAGACUUCAUUACAACUUUCUGAAGAUGAUGAAGAUAUCUCAGAGUGUUCAUUAAUAUUUUCUGAGGAUCAUGAAGAUGAUAUUUUAAAGUGCUCAAUAAUGUUGUUUGAAAAUCAUGAUGAAGAUGAUGAUGAUGAGUUUUCAGUGAGGAUUUUCUCCAAGGGUGUUUCAAUGUCUGAGAAUUGUGGUUUAGAUUCUAGAAUCUCUGGAAUUGGGGUGAUUAUGGAAAAGCCUCAUGGGGUUCCUUUUCUUCAAGUGCAGAAAAAAUUGGAUUUCUUUGUGGAGGAGUUAAUAGCAGAGCACUUAGCGUUGUUGGAUGGCCUGCUUGAGGCCCUGCGAAAUGGAUGUCGUAAGGUUUUAGCAUUUACAGAUUCUAACGAAGUUUAUCUUUCGAUUACAAGAAGUGAUUCAGUAGAAGGCCAGCUUUUGAUUGCCUUGCGAGAAAGAAUUCAAGAAAUUGCAGAUAAGUUUGAAUCAUUUGUUCUUAAACUGGCUCCUAAAUCUGAGCUUAAGAAGCCAUUGAAGCUGGCCCAAGAAGCAACCGGAAUUCUUUGCCAGUUAAUCGAGUGCUCUACUUGUGGGGAGGACAAGCAUCUAUCUAAAAUGAUAGAGAUGGACUGCUCCCAUGACCUUUGUUUUGAUUGCAUGGGUAUCUAUGUUAAAACUAAAUUCCGGAGCUCACCGAUCGCUGUAAAGUGCCCUCAACCAAAAUGCAAAAGUUACAUUUCAAACAGUGUGUGUAGAUCCUUUCUUCCAUCUUCGUCUUUUGAAUCUUUAGAGGGAGCGCUUGCAGAAACUGAGGCGAGAAACUUGUGGAGAUUUUACUGCCCGUUUCCUGAUUGCUCAAUGCUACUUCACAGCCAUCAUCAUUCGCCCGAUAGGGAGUCCACAUUGAUAAAAUCAAACAUAUAUUGCAUCGAGUGCCCGGAGUGCUGUAGAUUCGUCUGCUCGAGGUGUCAGGUGCCAUGGCAUUCCACAAUGAGGUGUGAGGAGUAUCAAAAUUUGAUUUUUGAUGAGAGAAAUGUUGAAGAUUUAACAUUGCAUCAAUUGGCCCGGCGAAACAGUUGGAGACGAUGCCAGCAAUGCAGACAAAUGCUCGAGCUUGUGGAAGGCUGCUACCGUGUGUCCUGCCGGUGUGGCCAUGAGUUCUGCUUCUCCUGCGGGGCAGAGUAUAGAUAUGGAACUCGGACAUGCCAGUGCGAACUCCAUGAUGAGAACUCUGAAUCCUCUCCAUCUCCAUCUGAACAUGAAACUGAGCUCUGGAGAUGGGAUUGUUUCAAUCCUCUGUCAUCUACCAUUGAUGGCUACACAGAGCAGGAAAAGACUCAGUUGGCUCUGAUCCAAAGGUUUCUCGCCGGUGGGAUCAGCCUCGACCACCACAACCCCUCCCAAUCUCCUCCUCGCUCGUCCGACUCGUACCUCGAUGCUAUCAAGGAUCUUAAUCAGCUUCCAUGGCUUGAGAGCUUCAUUUCAGUCAUUGGUGAUAGCUAUCAGGAAGAUCACAUCUACUGAACUCCUUUAGUUGCUGUGUUUUGUCUUAAAUUUAUUUAUUUUUUUUUUUGUUUUUGCUAAAUAAUCUGCUUCAAAUCCUUAGGCUCCAGAUUUGGUUGAACUGAGUGAAGUUUACAGUGAUAAUUUAUGUAGAACGUUCGGUGUUAUGCGACGAACAUUUAAAAGAUUUAAUCGUAUUAGUGCCUUUACUGUUUA